UCAAACAAUGACACAGUCUUUGACAACACCAGAGAAGUUGUUAGUUGCUGCAAUAGAUUUUGGAACAACUUUUUCCGGAUACGCUUUCGCUUUCCGAAAUGACUAUGUCAAAGAUCCCCUCAAAAUCCACGGUAACCAAUGGACAAUUGGUUCUCAAGCCGGGGUGUCCCUCAAAACCUCGACCUGUGCGCUGUUUAACCCACAGGGUGAGUUCGAUUCGUUCGGGACACAGGCUGAGGAUAAAUACAGUGACCUUGCUCUUGAGGAACAGCAUCACGACUGGUACUACUUCCGACGCUUCAAAAUGAUCCUCUACAAUAACCAGACCGUGGCUCGGGACCUUGAGAUGGAAGAUGAUAAAGGCAACAGACUUCCAGCCAUGAAAGUAUUUUCAGCCUGUAUAAAGUAUCUCCGCCAACACAUGAUGGAGGCCUGCAGCUCUAGACGAGUGGAUAUUGAAGAAGACGAAAUGCAGUGGGUGCUGACAGUGCCUGCUAUCUGGACGGAUAGUGCCAAACAGUUCAUGAGAGAGGCUGCUAUGAGGGCCGGUAUUCGGAGUGAUUUGCUAGUCAUCGCAUUGGAACCAGAGGCGGCAUCUAUUUAUUGCAAGCACCUGCCAGUUAAUAAGAUAGAAGGCAAUAACAAAAAGAGUUUGGACUCUUUUUCUCCUGGAACGAAAUACCUUGUUUUAGAUGCUGGUGGUGGUACUAUCGACAUAACCGUACAAGAAGUUCAACCUGGUGGUCUUCUACGGGAGGUUUACAAAGCCAACGGCGGGGAUUGGGGUGGAACAAAGGUGGACGAGGCUUUUAUGGAGUUUCUCGGAGACAUCGUUGGAGAGGGUGUUAUGAACCGCUUUAAGACAGAACACCGGUGUGAUUAUGUUGAACUCUGUCGUGACUUUGAGAUCAAGAAAAGAACAAUCACACCAGAGAUGGACCAGAAAAUCACAUUCAAAAUCCCAAUAGCUAUCAAUGAGCUUUACCAAGAGAUGAAAGGAAGAUCUUUACGGGACUCUUCUACCAUGGGAAACAAGUACGGAAGCCGCAUUGCCUGGAUAGGGGACAAACUAAGAGUAGACUCAGAGAUAGCUAAAGGUUUAUUUAAGGUGACAUGUGCCUCGAUUGUGGAACAUGUUUACAUGAUUUUCCAGCAAGAAGAGGUUGAUAAUACGGAGACAAUUCUGAUGGUAGGUGGAUUUUCGGAGUCUCCUAUGCUGAGAGCAGCAGUGAAAGAAAGAUUUCCCGACAAGAGAGUCAUCAUUCCACAAGAGUCUGGAUUAUCCGUUCUUAAAGGAGCAGUACUUUUUGGCUUCAACACCACAGUUAUUGCGUCUAGAAUCUGCAAGUAUACGUACGGCAUACGCGUCCGUGAUGAUUUUCGUAGAGGUAUCGACCCCGAAGAAAAGAAAGUAAUAGUUGAAGGAAGGGCACUUUGCGAGAAAAGAUUUAGCAAGCAUGCAGAGGCAGGACAAUCAGUGGAUGUUGAUGAAGCCACUGAGGAACUCACUUAUCGACCGUCAGAGCCCGACCAAACCAAAGUUCUUCUUUCAGUUUUUGUCACAGAAUGUCUGAAUCCGGAGUAUACAGACGAGGACGGUUGUAGUUGUUUGGGAAGCCUCUCUGUGGACAUACCCGACACAACUGGAGGAUUAAAACGCACCAUUGGCGUCCAGCUGAUUUUUGGAGGAACAGAAUUGUCGGUUAAAGCACGCAUUCUGAAAACUGGUGAAAUAACAAGUGCUACGUUGGACUUUCUCAACCAUGAAAUGUAACACUUAAGUAAAACAUUGGACGCAUACCAAGUAUAAGAAGACAAAAAUCAUAUUGUUAAAAAUGUAUGUUUGUUCAUUUCUGAUUUAUGUAAAUGUGAUAGAAUAUUGAUGUGUUGUUAUACCGGUACAAAUAAUUGUAACAUAUAAAAAUUAAUGCAUGUUCAUUUCUGAUUUAAACAUUCUGAUAAUUGUAAUAUGACAGCUAGGACUUACACAUAAAGAUAUACAGAUAUAGGAAAUAGAAAGGGCUUUGGUGAAUAAUG
Saccostrea echinata is the source of this 2037-nucleotide messenger RNA. Its product is annotated as heat shock 70 kDa protein 12A-like. Gene Ontology annotation, molecular function: ATP binding; ATP-dependent protein folding chaperone. The record is from RefSeq and is a predicted model, not a curated record. Bases 8 to 1774 code for a protein of 588 amino acids. Lineage: Eukaryota; Metazoa; Mollusca; Bivalvia; Ostreida; Ostreidae. The transcript is spliced from 4 exons.